UUCAUCUUCUUCGUCUGAACUUCAACGCCUCUCUCUCUCUCUCUCUCUCAUGUUCUUCAACCUUGAAUCCGUCAACUCCUCCUCUCCCUUACGAUUCUAUUUAAGCUCUCUCUCUUGAAUCCGUCCAUGUCUCCAUCAAUUUCCCGGAUUUCUCAGGUUCUUUCCCGGAAAGUUUUUGAAUCCUCUAAUCGGCGUCCAUGGCGUGGACGUUCAGUUCCGGUGCCCAAAUGUUACUGUUUCUUUCUGUUUUCCUUCUCGCCGGCGAGCUGAGGAGCGGCGAGGCCGGUUCGUUUAAGUUCAGUAUCCACCAUCGAUUUUCGGAUUCGAUUAAGGGGAUUCUCGAUUCCGAAGGUCUGCCGGAGAAGCAGAGCCCUGGAUACUAUGCUACCAUGGUCCACCGCGAUCGGUUAGUUCACGGCCGGCGAUUGGCAACCACUAACGGUGAUCCGCCGCUGACGUUCGUUUAUGGAAACGAUACCUUCCUCAUCGGCAAUUUGGGAUUUUUAUACUACGCCAAUAUAUCGGUCGGAACGCCGGAGUUAUCUUUUCUAGUGGCGUUGGAUACCGGUAGUGAUUUGUUCUGGUUACCGUGUGAAUGCAGCAGUUGUCUUACUUACUUGAACACGACCAAUGGUGGAAAGUUUGGGUUGAAUCAUUACAGUCCAAAGGAUUCAACAACGAGCACAAGUGUCCCUUGCAGCAAUUCUUUGUGUGAACUUGCAAACCAAUGCUCUUCAACCACAAGUACUUGUCCUUACGAAAUUAAUUACCUGUCUGCCAAUACCUCAUCCUCUGGGUACUUGGUACAGGACGUAUUGCACUUGGCCACCGAUGAUAAACAAUUAAAACCCGUUGAUGCUAAGAUUACUUUUGGGUGCGGUAAGAUCCAGACUGGUAUAUUUGCAGAUAGUGCAGCUCCCAAUGGUCUUAUUGGACUUGGAAUGGAAAAGAUAUCGGUUCCAAGCUUCUUAGCGAGCCAAGGGCUCACUUCAGAUUCAUUCUCCAUGUGUUUUGGAUACGAUGGUCAGGGGAGGAUCGAUUUUGGAGACAUAGGCACGUCAGGCCAGAGAGAAACACCCUUCAAUACCAUGGUGAACUUUCCAUCCUACAAUGUCACCUUCACUCAGAUAAUUGUGGGAGGAAAAUCCAACAAUCUUCAAUUUUCUGCAAUUUUCGACUCUGGUACCUCGUUUUCAUACAUAACCGACCCAGUUUACUCUCUUAUUGCCGAGCAAAUGGAUGCAGGGAUGAAAUUAGAGCGCGUUAAAUUUGAUCCUGAUUUCCCAUUUGAGUACUGCUACCAACUUCCUCCAAAUGCAAACAGUUUUUCUCAUCCGAGACUGAACUUCACGAUGAAGGGUGGAGAUAACUAUGGCACCUUGGAUCCAUUUGUUGUUGUUCCUACUGAUAAUUCGGGAGGAUUGGCUGCUUGUUUAGGCAUUGUCAAAAGCACUGAUCCAAUUGAUUUAAUUGGACAAAACUUCAUGACUGGUUAUCGCAUAAUCUUCAAUCGUGAAAAGAUGGUGUUGGGCUGGACGGAAUCAGACUGCUACGACAAUGGCGCCGCCACUCCUUCCGACAACUCUCCUCCGGCCGACAACUCUCCGCCGUCCGACUCCCCUCCAACCGACAGCUCUCCUCCGACCGACAGUUCCCCUCCAUCCGACUCUCCUCAGUCCGGCGACUCUCCCCCGUCCGGUGACUCUCCUCCGGCUCCUUCUACCGCAGGAGGAAGCAACGGUACUCAACCAUUGCCGAGAAUUGGAGCGGGUGAUGCCACGCGGUUGAACCCACUUGGCUGUGUAUUUGUUGCCAUUCUAGCAAUUUUGGUGGUUGUUUGACUUUGAUUAUUAUUAAUCUCUGGGUUUUUUCAUAUUUGCAGUGUAUUUAAUUUUUAUUCUUGAAAUAAUUAUUCUAGAAGGAAACAGUUUUAUUGUUUUUCUCUGCUUUGGGUUUUGUAAAUCAAUGUUAUUCUAAUCAAUUACAUAUUGGUUCAAUUUCAAUCAAAGUUCACAAAAAUUACUGGA
Molecule: messenger RNA, 2027 nt
Organism: Momordica charantia (bitter melon)
Lineage: Eukaryota; Viridiplantae; Streptophyta; Magnoliopsida; Cucurbitales; Cucurbitaceae
Product: aspartyl protease family protein 1
Biological process (GO): proteolysis
Molecular function (GO): aspartic-type endopeptidase activity
Source: RefSeq, a predicted model, not a curated record